Molecule: messenger RNA, 3121 nt
Organism: Harmonia axyridis
Lineage: Eukaryota; Metazoa; Arthropoda; Insecta; Coleoptera; Coccinellidae
Product: neurotactin
Exons: 6
Coding region: 227-2395 (722 amino acids)
Source: RefSeq, a predicted model, not a curated record
UCGGGGUGGUGGACCUGAUCAGAAAAUCGAUUCAAUUUAUUCUAUGGUUAAUGAUCAUUGGUUUUGUUUGGAAUGAAUGAGCCGUGAACGCAAGUGUUGCUAAAGCUAAACUACGUUGAUAAAUCUAAGUAUUUCUCAUAAUUUAUAUUAUUGAGCUGCUUUAUUAUAUAUACAUUUGAACGAAGAGAUACAUUUUAUUUUUUUAUUGAACUUUUGAUAUAAUAAUAUGAGUGAGAACGACAAGGAUACAGAAAAUAAAAGCGAAGACAAAAAGAAAAUUGAGGCGGAAGAAAUGGAACAAAUCAUGAAUGUGGAAAAUAAAGAAAAGAAAAUUAAAACUGAUAACAAAGAAGGAAUGGAAGUGAAACCAAAAAAAAUUCCUAUUGGUGGCAUCCAAAUGCCUGGAUUCUUUACUAGGAGUAAAUCAAAGGAGAAAUGCAAGGAUGACAACGAUCAAAAUGAACAAGAAGAGAUUGACCUCAUUGAUCAAAAAGACAAAACAAAAGAUGAUCAAAAAGAAGGAACCUUACCAAGAAUGGUGAAACUACCAAAUCCUUUUAGAAAAUCUAAACUUUUAACCGAUGAUGAUGGCGAGUCCACACCAACCAAGGGAAAAAAAUCCCUUUUGAAUAGGCUUUCUAUUGGAACUGUACUUCCAGGUUUAAAAAAAGAUUCUGAUAAUUUAGACAACCAAGCGCAAGCAGGACUUGCUUCAAUGGAAACCUUAGAAGAAAAAAGCACUGAAGAAAAAUUAAAGGGCGAGGAAAAGGAUGUUGAAAAGCAACAAGUAAAGGAGGUUUCCAGGUAUAGACAGUUUGUGAGGACCCAUUUAUUUGCUCUCAGGGUAUUUUGGUCUAUAUUGAUAUUCGGUGGUGCCACGAUUUGUGUAUUAAUAAUAUCCUUUGUAGAUGUUUCCUUUUGUGGACCCCAACUAAAAAAUGGCAAGUUGGUAGAGACUGUGACUAGUUGUGGUAAAGUUGAAGGUAUAAUAGAGGACAGUGCAGUUACUUUUAGAGGAAUCCCAUACGCCCGGCCACCUGUAGGAGAUCUUAGGUUCAAAUACGCGCAACCCCUCAACAACAUAAAUCAUUGUUGGAAUGGAACAUUUUUGGCUCAUAAUUCAUCUGACACCUGUCUUCAGAUUCAUAGUAAUGGAUCCAUAAGUGGUUCGGAAGACUGUCUUACUCUUGAUGUGAUAACGCCCUAUGUUCGCUACGAUAAUCCUUUACCAGUGGUUGUACAGAUCGGUGCAGAAAGCUUGCAUGGAGACUCUCCUGGUAAAAUGAGACCUUCGGCUAGAUAUGCUAGAUGCAAGGAUGUUGUAUUCGUUCGUCCCAACUUCAGACUGGGCGUUCUGGGUUUUCUGGCUCUUGAUAUUUUGAGCAAGGAUGAGUACCCCCACCGAUCCGGAAACUAUGGUUUAUCCGACAUUUUAGAGGCAUUAAAAUGGGUGCAGCUGAACAUCGAACAUUUUGGAGGCGAUCCAAGUUCGGUAACAUUGUUUGGAUAUAGAGCGGGAGCCACUUUAGUCACUUCUCUAGCAACAAUAAGGAAACCUCAAGAAUAUUUCACUAGGGCUUGGGCAUCUUCCGGCAGUGCAGUCUAUCCUAAAAAAUCAAGAAGCGAUGCCGAAAAUCAAAAUAGAAAAUUCCUCGAAGUAAUUCAAUGUGAAGAUGUUGAAUGUUUACGUAAUGCCGAUGCUGAAAAGUUGCUGAACGCAGUUGAAGACACUUGGAGAAAGCCACAGCCUGAUCUACCGCAUCCAGAAGAAGAUCCAAGCAAACUCCAUGAAUGGCUGGUUUUGGACGGAGAUAUUUUACAGGAACACCCGGCUACCGUUUUAGCUAACGAAGACUUGAAAAUACAACUGGUGAUAGGGUCUACAGCCCACGCUGCUCAUUCUGAAAAAUUACUACUGAGAAAUAAAGAAUGGACGGAAUUUUUGGUGAAAGAACAUAUUAAUAUGUCCGUUUUGGCAACUAAAAACUUGACUCAUGAAAUUUUCAACAUGUACCCGAUGAAUUACAAAGGUUUGAGCACCAUCAUAUCCGAUAUACGCAUCGUUUGUCCCUUACUUUCGAUUUCAAGCCUCAUGCGUAAAGUUCCAUUUUACGUUGUUACACAAACUAGAGGCGAAGAAGACGUUGCUGAUAUUGAAUCUGAUAUCGAUGCGAUAUUGGGAAGGUACGAGCCCAAAACACCGGCCCAACGAAGAUACGUGUCUGCUAUGCAAGGUUUGUUCUAUCACUUUGUCUGGCAUGGCAAGAUCAAACAGCAAAAUAUCGGUCAUAAGGUUUUAAUCGUCGGACAAGACGUUCUACCGAAUUCCACUUACCCAGAAUGCGACUAUUGGAUGACAAAGAAUAUUGUUCCCGCUUAUGCAGCUUUAGAUUAAGGUCUGACUACCAUUUGAUAUUUACAUAACUUUUAUAUUUGUAUAGUGUUUGUGUAUUUUGAAUAUUAUUGAUAUUUGUUGUACGACGGCCUGAAGCAGGUUAGCUCAUUUCAUUUGAUGAGCCUGGAGCCUCUACUUAAAGUUUUCAUUGGACGAACCUGUGUGCUGAAUGAAUCGAAUUCGUUAAGUACAGACUUUGAAGCUGAAAUAACCACACUUUUGUCCACUUCAUUUUUAACAAAUUUAGGCAACUAAGAUGUCAAAAAAACUACUGAAUUAAAAAAAAAUACUACCUCCACCAGUAAUUCCAAUCUAUGCUACUAUCGGCUAUAGUUUUUUUCGAAACUAGUGUGAAACGGUGAUUAAAAAAAAUCUUAUGGAAAUGAGUGUGUUUACUUCAGCUUUUAAAUAUAAAAGGUGAAUAAUAAAAUCCUAAUCAUUCAUCAAAUGGAUUAUACAGGGUUAGAACUGUUUAGAGGGCCACUACAGGUAUAUCGAAAACCGUUAGAGGUACAGGGUGGCUUAAAUCACAAAAAAGUUGCGUUAUUUAGGGAUUAGUGUGUUGGUGUUAACAGAUCCUAAAUAUCUCCGUUAGUUCCUGAAAUAUCUCGAAAAAACUGAAAAUUGAGAUUUUCUUAUUUUUUUUUGUGUAGUUCAUUUAUUUUCGGAGAUAACUUCACGAAAUUUGAUUUAUAGCCAUUAUCCAAUAUAGAGAUACUAAUGGUG